UGGCUAAGGCCUACUUAUUCUCUCACACGUCCCAUCGCCAUUUUUAGACUAUCCUUGUCUCUCUUCCUCCUCUCCCUCUCGCUCUUUCUCUCUCUCUAAGCAUCCCUUUGUACUUUGUGUCGUCGCCAAGAACCACCACCACCGGCAACAUAAGCACACACUCGCUCUGGAAAAUGACUUUCUAAGAGCUCUCACUUUUUACCAGUCAUAGCCUAGUGGUACACUGAUUGGUCGAAUACAAUUACGCAAUGCUGGAUCUCAAUCUCAGUAUGGUUUCAAGUACUGAUCGGUCCAGCUCCACUUCAAUCGAUAAGAAGUUUCCGGAGCUUUUCAGCAACCAAUUGGAAAGUUCUGGAAGCUUCAAUUCCUCUCCAGUUGUCAACGCCGGCGACGAGGACGCCUCCUCCAACGCUGACGCGCUUGCCUACUCUUUCAGCAUCUUGAACAACAACGGCGGAAGUGUUGCAGUUGUUGAUCAUGGUGACGAUGACGACGACAGCGGUGACCGAACGAUCCAGCUUUUCCCUGUGGAUGGUGGCGCCUGCUGGGGACAGAGCAUCGGGGAGGAUAUUCGCGGGAGAGAAUGGUUGGAUCUGAGAAGUAGGGCGGCGGAGUACGGAGGUCUUGCUGAGCAGAGGAGCGUUCCACCGGCUCAGCAACAGCGCCUGCAGCAGGUGAAGAAGAGCCGGCGUGGGCCUAGGUCACGGAGUUCUCAGUAUCGUGGCGUUACGUUUUAUAGAAGGACUGGUCGAUGGGAAUCUCAUAUUUGGGAUUGUGGCAAACAAGUGUACUUGGGUGGAUUUGACACCGCUCAUGCUGCAGCUAGGGCAUAUGAUCGAGCUGCGAUCAAGUUUCGUGGAGUUGAUGCUGAUAUCAAUUUCACUGUCAGUGAUUAUGCUGAAGACAUCAAGAAGAUGAGUAACUUUACGAAGGAGGAAUUUGUCCAUAUCCUGCGUCGCCAAAGCACAGGUUUCUCUCGAGGAAGUUCAAAAUAUAGGGGAGUGACCCUUCACAAAUGUGGGCGAUGGGAGGCUCGUAUGGGACAGCUUCUGGGCAAGAAGUAUAUAUACCUUGGGCUAUUCGAUAGCGAGAUAGAAGCUGCAAGGGCUUAUGACAAGGCUGCUAUAAAAUGCAAUGGUAGGGAAGCAGUCACUAACUUUGAGCCUGGCACAUACGAUGGGGAGAUUAUCUCUGAGGCUAAUGAUGGGGUUCACAGUCAAAAUCUUGAUCUGAACUUGGGAAUUGCUCCCCCUCAUGUGGAGGAUGACGUAAAUGGGGACAAAAUUAUGGGCGGCCCAUGUUUCCAGCAUGGCUUGGAUGGAAUCGACAAGGGAGAGAAGACUGGAUUUUCUGGUUCUGCAUCGGUGGGGGUUCUACCUCUCCUCGGCCCUUCUGUGGCAUCUGAGCACUCUUCCAUGUGGAAUGGUGCCAAUUUCAGUUUCUAUCCCCUCUAUAAGGGAAGAGCAAUAGAGAAGAGGAUGGAAGUAGAUCCUCCACUAAAUCGGGCAUGGCAAAUCCAAACACCGUAUAGUGAGGCUAUUUCAGUGCCAUUCUACUCUACUGCAGCAUCAUCAGGAUUCGCUUUUUCAACAAUUCACAAUGCACCAUCAGCUUCCUCUGCUCAAUUUCACUUUCCAAAUGCUGCUAUGAUCCACCAUGAUUUUUCUCCUUCAUUCAUCAACCCAAACAUACCCAAUUUCUAUUGCAAGAGCUGAGAGGUAGAUUGUAUCGACUAUCUUUACUGUUCCUUUAUUGGAAGGAGGAUGCAGGUAGGGAAACCAAAGAAUGUACCUAGUGGUAGUCAUUAACUACGUUUAUAUGUUCAAUAGCACUCAUGUAUUAGGCUCUCCGCGUAACCAUGUUACACGCAUCUCGUUUUCUUAACUGAAAAGGUAACCAUGUUACAAGGCCUAUACUUUGAAGUUUCACAAUUUUUCGAUGAGGAACCAGCUUCUAUUUCCUCUACUCAGCGAAGAUGGUUUAUCGGAUAUUAUGAUGUUGGUUAUUAGGAGUGAACUUUAUUCUUCGCAUUGCAAUUUACUAAUAUUGUUUUAUCAUUGGUUAACAUGUAAGAAAUUGGGGAUUCAAAGCUCAUGCUUUAUGAUCUGUUUAGGGUACAUUGUUGCAGAAUGUUAUAACCUCGUUAUUGAUAUAUUAGUCUUCCUUU
This is a messenger RNA of Tripterygium wilfordii, 2167 nucleotides long. RefSeq names its product APETALA2-like protein 3. Gene Ontology annotation, molecular function: DNA-binding transcription factor activity; DNA binding. Gene Ontology annotation, biological process: regulation of DNA-templated transcription. Lineage: Eukaryota; Viridiplantae; Streptophyta; Magnoliopsida; Celastrales; Celastraceae. Bases 249 to 1715 code for a protein of 488 amino acids. The transcript has 10 exons. The record is from RefSeq and is a predicted model, not a curated record.